Messenger RNA from Cooperia oncophora, 288 nucleotides. NCBI's taxonomy places the organism in Eukaryota, Metazoa, Nematoda, Chromadorea, Rhabditida, Trichostrongylidae. The record is from the annotation of a GenBank genome assembly.
AUGGGCGCGAAUAGUGAGUCAUCGUCACGAGAUUCUGAAGAACGCAGUUACGCACACGAUGAUCACUAUGAGGAGCCUCAUCUUCGAAGCCGGCAAACUCGUAAAUCUCCUUCCAGAGCGCGUACUACUUCAGAUUCUGAAAGUAAAAUAAACGGGAAUGCCGGAAGUUCCAGUAAAGCAAAGCCUCGGUCACCAUCACGAACUCCCAAAUUAGGUGUCGAUUACACGAAAGAACAAGCUGACCUCGUUGAGCGUAUACGGCAUUGUAAAGACUACUACGAAAUCUUA